AUGGCACACGUCGCGCGUCUCCUUUCCAUUUUGCAGCUUUCACAUGAGCCUGCAUCGGCAGUCGAGACUAUUCUUCAGGAGUUUGACGCAUUGAAUGAUGCCGAAAAGAGUGACCGCGGUCUAAUCACUGCGGAAGCGGUUUUCCCCUUGGUCUUUGGCCAGGAUGCCAGUAUUCGAAGUGAUCCCCUUUUCUCUGAGCGCAACAACACCGUCUGGUCUCUCAAUUGUCAACUCACCCCAGGUGUGAUCGUCCUCCCCCGCACAAGUCAAGAUGUCGGCAAAGUCCUGGCUCUCUGCCAAGCACUCAACACCAAAUUUUCCGUUCGCGGUGGUGGCCAUCUUCAAAAUCCAGGGUUCAACAGUAAUGAAGGCGGAGUCGUGAUUUCCAUGAAAUGCUUCAAUGCCGUCACGGUGUCGCAGGAUCGGUCCACAGCCGACAUCGGCGCUGGUCUGACCUGGUUGGAGGUCUAUCGAGAUCUUGAACCGUACGGUUUGGCUGUCACUGGAGGGCGCGUUCCCUCGGUCGGUGUCCCUGGCCUACUUCUGGGAGGAGGCCUCUCCUUCCAGAAGGGUAAGUAUGGUCUCAGUUGCAAUGGCAUUGUGGAAUACGAGGUUGUCCUUGCCGACUCGACUGUCGUCAAAGUCAAUGCCACGGAAAACAAGGAUCUCUUCUGGGCUCUGAGAGGCGGAGGCUCUAACUUCGGCAUUGUUACGAAAUUCACCAUGUCGACGGUGUCCAACCAAGUCUGGGCUGAAGGCCGACUUUUCGCACCUAACGAGAACGACAAACUGCUGGAGGCGCUCGUUAGCUUCCACGAUGAAGGCGAAAAGGACCCUAACGCUUCUCUUAUCUUUAACUCCGUCCCAGAAGGUACUUUGUUGGUAUUCAUUUACGCCGAGCAUGCGGAGGAGCGACCAGCCGUCUUCAACGCAUUCAACGGCAUCAACUGUAUCCUUGAAAUGGUACCUGGAAACAAAUACACAAUUUUCCAGAUCCAGGACGAAUUGAUGAAGAGCAUCCCUGGUGCUAAGAUUACUUUUACCCUUCAACCCAUUUCAUCGAACGCAAUCAAAAUCACAAAUGCGAAUAUGGGCUCUCCGCUAGGCAUCACGGAACAACCUCAUCAAUGGUUUCUUGUCAUGACGGAAUGGACGAACCGAGAGGACGAGCCCGCUGUGCUGGAAGCUGCUCGUAAAAUCAUCGAUGCCGCCGAGACUAUCGCAAAAAAGAACGGGACAUAUCUGAAGUUCAAGUAUGCGAACUAUUCAUCGCGAGACCAGGAUCCCCAAUCAACUUACGGUGCUGAGAACUUGGCGAGACUGAGAAGUAUCGCGAGCAAGGUCGAUCCCAAUGGUGUAUUUCAGAGCUUGCAGUAUGGUGGCUGGCUGGUCAGCCAGACAGGAAAUUAG
Messenger RNA from Penicillium pulvis, 1410 nucleotides. RefSeq names its product FAD-binding oxidoreductase. The record is from RefSeq and is a predicted model, not a curated record. Gene Ontology annotation, molecular function: FAD binding; oxidoreductase activity. The transcript is spliced from 6 exons. The coding region runs from base 1 to 1410 and encodes 469 amino acids. Lineage: Eukaryota; Fungi; Ascomycota; Eurotiomycetes; Eurotiales; Aspergillaceae.